This is a messenger RNA of Pundamilia nyererei, 3724 nucleotides long. It is a transcript of the gene pfas, whose product is annotated as phosphoribosylformylglycinamidine synthase. Gene Ontology annotation, molecular function: phosphoribosylformylglycinamidine synthase activity. The transcript is spliced from 24 exons. NCBI's taxonomy places the organism in Eukaryota, Metazoa, Chordata, Actinopteri, Cichliformes, Cichlidae. Gene Ontology annotation, biological process: purine nucleotide biosynthetic process. The record is from RefSeq and is a predicted model, not a curated record. The coding region runs from base 213 to 3413 and encodes 1066 amino acids. Gene Ontology annotation, cellular component: cytoplasm.
UGCGCAUGCGUCUUGCAGUUUGAGUGGCUCACACGUGGGUGCAGAGGUCCAGCCAUCCUUCCAUCCAUUCAGUCAGUCAGUCAGUCAGUCAAUCAGUGUGCAGACCGCAGCUAACCCAGCCGCUUUCAGUCUGUCCUGCAGGAGCAGAAGUCACUCCGGGACUCCAGCAGAGACCAGGUUUGAUCCCAGACAGCGUAACUGCUGCUGCACUCAUGGCUGUCGUGAGGUUCUACAGUAAUGAAGCUCUGAAAAAUCGGGCCUUACAAAGGGCAGCAAAGCUCUACCCACAUCUGUUAGUCACGACCGAGCUGUGCUACAAUGUGGAACUGACAGGCUGCGAGAGUCUCAGCCAUGAGCAGAAGGGGGUUCUACUCUGGUUGUUUCGUCAUCCUCUGCACGCAGAGCCGCUGUCUGAGAAACCAAACCUCACAGAGGGCAGUGGGGAGAAACUGGUGGAGAUCGGGCCCAGGUUGAACUUCUCCACUGCCUGGUCCACUAACGCUGUGUCCAUCUGCCAGAGUGCCGGUCUCACUAAUGUCACCCGAGUUGAGCUGUCGCGCAGGUUUCUCAUCAAGCCCAAGACCGAGCAGAGUGUGAGUGAAAUCAGUGGAGAUGUAAAGAAGCUGAUUGAGUGUCUGUAUGACAGCAUGACGGAGUGCAUCUAUCAACACCCCAUCACCUCCUUCACUGUGGAAACAGAACCUCAGGCGGUGUUCGACGUGGACAUCCUGGGGAAGGGUCGCGCAGCCUUGGAGAGCGCUAACGAUGAGCUGGGCUUGGCCUUUGACUCCUGGGAUCUGGACUACUACACAUCGAUGUUCCAGAGGAUUGAAAGGAACCCCACCAGUGUGGAAUGUUUUGACCUGGCCCAGUCCAAUAGUGAGCACAGUCGUCACUGGUUCUUCCGGGGGCGGAUGGUGAUCGACGGGAAGGAGCAGAAGGAGACUCUUUUCAGCCUCAUAAUGGACACGCAGCGGCACAGCAACCAGAACAACGUCAUCAAGUUCUGCGACAACAGCAGUGGCAUCAAAGGCAUGGAGCUUGAGUUCAUUUACCCAAAAGACCCAUCCCAAGCGAGCCCGUAUGAGACUCGGCGCUCACUAAGACAUGUCAUCUUCACAGCAGAGACGCACAACUUCCCGACUGGUGUAUCACCGUUCAGCGGAGCAACAACAGGGACUGGUGGUCGUAUCAGAGAUGUCCAGAGUGCCGGACGAGGAGGCCACGUCAUUGCUGGCACUGCAGGAUACUGCUUCGGGAACCUGCACAUACCAGGAUAUGAUCUCCCAUGGGAGUGUAAAGGAGAGGGAUGGGAGUAUCCCUCCACCUUUGCCCCUCCUCUGCAGGUGGCCAUUGAGGCCAGCGAUGGAGCUUCGGACUACGGCAACAAGUUUGGAGAACCUGUCCUCUCAGGCUUUGCUCGUUCCUUCGGCAUGCGGCUGGCUAAUGGGGAGCGACGGGAGUGGAUUAAGCCGAUCAUGUUCAGUGGUGGUCUCGGUUCUAUCGAAGAUCUACACGUGAAGAAAGAAGUGCCAGAGCCUGGAAUGGAGGUGGUGAAGAUCGGGGGGCCUGUGUACAGGAUCGGUGUAGGAGGAGGAGCAGCCUCUUCUGUUCAAGUCCAGGGGGACAACUCCAGCGACAGGGAUCUGGGUGCUGUCCAGAGGGGAGAUGCUGAGAUGGAGCAAAAGAUGAACCGUGCUCUCAGGGCAUGCCUGGAAAGAAGUGGCGGAAAUCCAAUCUGCAGUAUACAUGAUCAGGGGGCAGGAGGAAAUGGUAAUGUGCUCAAGGAGCUCAGUGAGCCAGCAGGAGCUGUGAUAUACUGCAGUAGAUUCAAGAAAGGUGACCCCACACUGAGUGUGUUGGAGCUUUGGGGGGCUGAGUAUCAGGAGAGCAAUGCCCUCCUGCUGCAGCCAUCAGAUCGGUCCUUCCUGGAGAGGGUGUGUCAAAGGGAGAAGUGUCCUGUUGACUUUGUGGGAAACAUCACAGGAGACGGCAAGAUUGUUCUGGUCCGUGACGAGGGAGGAAGUGGCGAUGAGGCAGACAGCGGGCGUUGUCCUGUGGACUUGCAGCUGGAGUGGGUUCUGGGAAAAAUGCCGCAGAAGGAGUUUAAGAUGGAGUCACUGGCCCUGAAUCAUCAAACACUGAGUCUUCCUGCUGGACUGACUGUCAAAGAUGCUCUGCACAGAGUUUUACGUUUGCCUGCUGUGGCGUCCAAACGCUACCUGACCAACAAGGUGGACCGGUCUGUGACUGGCUUGGUUGCCCAGCAACAGUGUGUCGGCCCUCUUCACACCCCAUUGGCCGAUGUGGCUGUUGUUGCUCUAUCACCUUUCAGCCUAGGAGGAGCAGCAACAGCCAUUGGGGAGCAGCCAAUUAAAGGGCUGGUGUGUCCUGCAGCAGGGGCUCGCAUGGCUGUGGGUGAGGCUCUGACCAAUCUGGUGUUUGCAAGGGUAACAGAACUAAAGGAUGUGAAGUGCAGUGGUAACUGGAUGUGGGCUGCUAAGCUGCCUGGAGAGGGGGCAUGCCUACAGGAGGAGGAGGGGCUAUCAAAGAGGACACAGCCAUACUUUAAACUGACCUUUAACCCCUCUGAAAUGCCCACCAUCAGCCAACCUGCACGUGUUGCUGUGGUCAGAGAGGAGGGCAGUAAUGGAGAUCGAGAGAUGUCUGUCUCUCUGUACAUGGCGGGCUUUGAGGUUUGGGAUGUCACCAUGCAGGACCUGUGCACUGGCUCAGUAACCUUGGACCCUUUCAAAGCAGUUGUUUUUGUUGGUGGUUUCAGCUAUGCAGACGUCCUGGGAUCAGCUAAAGGUUGGGCAGCUACUGUUGCCUACAACUCCAAAGCCAAGGCUGAAUUUGAUUGUUUCCGACAACGUGAGGAUACAGUGAGUCUGGGCGUAUGUAAUGGUUGUCAGCUGCUCGCCUUGCUGGGCUGGGUGGGAGAGAGCGAGGAAGGAGUGGAAUCUGAAGUGGUGCUGAGUCACAAUAAGUCAGGCAGGUUUGAGUCGCGUUUUGUCAGCGUUGGGAUCCAGAACUCUCCAUCCAUCUGGCUGAGAGGCAUGGAGGGCUCAGCGCUGGGAGUCUGGGUUGCACAUGGAGAAGGUCUUGUGCAAUUCCGUAGCUCUCGGGCUCAGGACCUGAUUAUUUCUGGUGGACUAGCCCCCCUCCGUUACCUUGACGACCAGGGUCAUCCCACUGAAGAGUACCCUCUCAACCCUAACGGCUCACCGCAGGGUAUCGCAGGACUCUGCUCCAGGGAUGGCAGACACCUGGCCAUGAUGCCCCACCCGGAGCGCUGCACCCUGAGCUGGCAGUGGCCCUGGGCCCCAAGGGACUUCAGACCUUCUCUCACACCUUCACCCUGGCUGCGUAUGUUCAAGAACGCAGCUUCUUGGUGCAGCAAUCAAGAGUGAUAUUCCUCCAUUAACAUGUUUCUAGUGCUGUCAAAGUAGGGUGUCAACUAAAACUGCCAUGUCUGUUUACGUUUUGUUGCCCAGCUUUUUACUUACUGGGGUACGCUGGUGUUUAUGCAUUAUUACUGCCUGUUAUACUUUAUUGACUUAUGGAUUAAACAUGAAUUUCAUAGGUUUAAUCUGCAUAUUGUACAAAACUGCAGGUCUGCUGUUAUUAGUGUUGGUCUGCUGAAACAUCCACUACUGAACUUGCUAACAAUAAAUGAUUUAAUACUGGAAAAACGUGGUGUUGUGUGACAUGAUAAAGAACG